AUGGCUAGAAGAAGCGAUCCAUUAGCUCACUCUUGGUCUGGUAAUAGCAUGGUCUUACCGCCGAUACCAAAUCAACAUCAUAGCGAAGCUCCAACUCCUUUACGCCAUCAUCGUAAUCAUGGGGUAGCCACAUCAAGUCAUGAUGCCAAUCAUAACGUAAAGUUAGUUCCAAAUCAUAUAGGACGUCUGCUAAGUGAACAACAUGGACGUAGCAGAACAUUAAGUAGUCCGAUGAUGUUUGAUCGCCAACGCGCCAAUUCAUUUACAGCAGCAGCCUCCAAUUCAAUUUUAGCUAUAAGCGAGAGUGAAAAAGCUAUGAAACAAUCCAAUUCUAUUGAUACUAUCGAUCAUAAGAAAAUGUUGAAAAAACUACAUCAUCGUUCGGUAACUAUGAUCUCCAUUAAUGGUAGUUUAGGUCAUGAUAAUGCAGGGGCAGUAUCAUUAACCGAUAAAGCACUAUUAAGCCCCAAGUUGUUACGUUCAGCACGUUAUUCCACACCGGCAGCUGUAUCCAAUAAUAUUGAAUCAGAAUCAAGUAGAGGUGGUUCAGAAAAUCCCAGUCGGCCUGUAUCCAUCGAUGAUUAUAAAACUCUAUUAGGAACAAUGGAUCAAGAAAGCAAUAAAUUGCAGUCACUAAAUGAUCCAGAUACACGAAAUCAUCAAUCACAUCAUGCUGAUCAAGGCACAAACGACGAAAAUGAUAAUUCAGCAUUAAUUGACGACGAUCAUUCCAAGAAACAACAAGGCAAUAGUGUGGACAAAAAUCGACGUAUUCGUCCAAGUCAAAAUAAUCCAACAGAAGUCGGCCAGCACCAAGCUGAUCAAGACUAUCGAGCUGUUAAUCGUGCAAAAUGUGAAAGCUGGCUGGAUGGCUUAAAGGAUAUUGAUUAUAGCAUGCCUACAGCAGACGUGAUUACCGAUUAUAACGAUUAA
Trichoplax adhaerens is the source of this 933-nucleotide messenger RNA. RefSeq lists its product as uncharacterized. Bases 1 to 933 code for a protein of 310 amino acids. Lineage: Eukaryota; Metazoa; Placozoa; Uniplacotomia; Trichoplacea; Trichoplacidae. The transcript has a single exon. The record is from RefSeq and is a predicted model, not a curated record.